This is a messenger RNA of Hibiscus syriacus, 651 nucleotides long. Its product is annotated as chorismate mutase 1, chloroplastic-like. The transcript has 4 exons. Gene Ontology annotation, biological process: aromatic amino acid biosynthetic process; chorismate metabolic process. Gene Ontology annotation, cellular component: cytoplasm. Bases 1 to 651 code for a protein of 216 amino acids. NCBI's taxonomy places the organism in Eukaryota, Viridiplantae, Streptophyta, Magnoliopsida, Malvales, Malvaceae. The record is from RefSeq and is a predicted model, not a curated record. Gene Ontology annotation, molecular function: chorismate mutase activity.
AUGACGUCAGCAACUAACAGAAAAAAUUCAGAGGCAGUUAACAGUUACAGAAGCAGCUUCUGGAACCUCAUUCUCCAACAACCUUCGUUUCCACUUUCAAUCACCCAACUCAACUACCACAAAGAACCCGCGAAUCAAUCAAUGGAGGCCAAGUUGUUGAGUGCUUCUUCUCCACCUUCGUUUGCUGUUCCUGGAGCAACCAAGUUUUCAAGACCCACUAGUGUUGUUUUAACUUCACCAACCAGAGAAUUCCCCAUCUUUAAGCUCCAAUGCCCUGCAAGAUUGUCCAAGAAAGCAAUCCAAUCUGUUCAUGCUCCCUCCAACUCUAUUGAAACGGUAACAAAGCAAAGGGUGGAUGUGAGCGAGAAUUUGACCCUCGAGGCCGUGAGGUACUCGUUAAUUCGACAAGAGGACAGCAUAAUCUUUAGCCUUCUGGAGAGAGCUCAAUACUGUCGUAAUCAGAGUACAUAUGACCCUGCUUCCUUCUCAAUGGAAGGUUUCCAUGGCUCUUUGGUCGAGUAUAUGCUUAGAGAAACCGAAAAGCUUCAUGCCCAGGUUGGCAGAUACAAUAGCCCGGACGAGCAUCCAUUCUUCCAGGAUGAAUUACCUGACCCCUUGUUACCACCUUUGACAUAUCCUCAGGUAAAAUGA